This is a messenger RNA of Cokeromyces recurvatus, 500 nucleotides long. RefSeq lists its product as uncharacterized. Bases 55 to 216 code for a protein of 53 amino acids. The record is from RefSeq and is a predicted model, not a curated record. Lineage: Eukaryota; Fungi; Mucoromycota; Mucoromycetes; Mucorales; Mucoraceae. The transcript is spliced from 2 exons.
AAAGGUACAACAACUGCUCAUUUUAUUAAGUUUGUCAAUGAGCUUCUUAAUAUUAUGGAUGAGGAUAAAUCUUUAAAGGGCAGUUAUUUAGUGAUGGAUAAUGCUAGUAUCCAUAAAGAAGGUAUAAACCUUUGUUCAUGUCCCCCUUACUCUCUCUCUCUCUCUCUCUUUUUUUUUUUUUUUUUUUUUUUUUUUUUUUUUUUUGAAUCCUAUUGAAGAGUACUGGUCAAAAGUAAAGAGUAAUAUCAAAAGGAACCCACUUGAUAAAGUAGGUCCUCUGACAUUUCGUCUUCCUGCAGCUUGUCAAUCAGUUACUAUUCAGGAUUGUCAAGGUUGGGUUUAAGCAUGCUGAGAUGUUCUGGGAUAGGUGCAUUGACAAAAAAUUAGGUUUAAGGUAACUGUUAUUCCUACAUAUCAUUUCUACUUUACGUAGUUCUUCCAAAAUAAAAAAUCAUUUUGUCCUAAAAGUUUACAUCAUUUAAUCCCCCUCAAAAAAAAAA